This is a messenger RNA of Rubroshorea leprosula, 1969 nucleotides long. NCBI's taxonomy places the organism in Eukaryota, Viridiplantae, Streptophyta, Magnoliopsida, Malvales, Dipterocarpaceae. The record is from the annotation of a GenBank genome assembly.
CUCGAGGUUUUAAGCUUCUUCUCUUUCUCCCCCAAUUCCGCAUCUGAAAUCCCUUGCGCUUGGGCAUUCCAUCUGGCGCCACAACGUGAUCAGAGGUUGCAGUCCAAUUAAUAUGGAGAAGAUGGAUUCCAUGUCUGAGUCGUGGCGUAGUCAUCUCAGUCCUGACAAUUCCCAAUGGCUGGAAGAAAAUCGCGAGAAAAUGGACCAGAGCGUCAAGCAAAUGCUCAAGUUGAUCGAGGAUCAUGCUGAAUCUUCACCGCAAAUGCGUUCUCUCUAUAAUCUCCAUCUUCAGGAAUUCUACACCAUUUACCAAUCACUGGCACAGCGUUAUCACCAUUUUACAGAAGAAUUGUGUAAAAAUUUACCACAAAACUGUCAGCUAUCAACUCCUGAAUCUGUCAAAUAUAAACACCAUGCCUCUCCUCAACAAAACAUGGAUGCGCAUAAGUCAGAUGCAUCCCUCAGCUCUGGUGGUCAUACCUCUGGUCUCUCCUUGAAAGAUGCCGCCGAUUCAUCUUCAUUCUUGUCAGACUCUGAUUCAGAAUCUUAUGGAUCCUCGGUCAUCCUCUACUUGGAUUCCCCCAUGCAAAACAUUAAUCAUGGUGAUGGAGUAGAUCAGACUCAGAGGAUUAUUCAUCAUCUAAACCAUGAGCAGCUCCAGCUGGAUGAGGCAGGCAAUGCAGAUGGUAAUGGUAUGCUUAAGGAGAUCACAAAUGCAAACGAUGAUAAAGAGCUUCCUGGAGCUAUCACUAAAUCUAAACAAGGAUUGAGAAUUUCUCCUGACCAAAAAUGCCAGCUAUAUGAAGAAGAGGAUGUCAGGUUGAAGAGUGAAUUUGCUGACGAAAGGGAAGUUGGUCCUGAGUUGGAGAACAAAUUAGUACUUGAGUUGCGGAGACAGAUAGCUGAUUUGGAAUCUCAACUCUCAGCCUCCAACUCUGAGAUUUCUAGGUUGAGGGAGGAGCUCGAUGUAAAUAGGGAGACGCUCAAGUUGUCAGACGAACAGAUUGCAAAAUUAAAACAGGAGCUUGGCAAGAAAAUUUCUGAUCUUAACUUGGCUGACGCAGAUGUGGGCAUGCUGAAAACCCAACUUGAUUCAGAAAGAUUGCAGGUUAUGGAAUUGACAGAGAAAUUGGCAAGAUACAGCAAUGAUCUUUCUCAGCGUGAUUGUGAAAUUGAGGGGUUAGAGGUUGGAUUAUGUGAUGCCCAGGAAAAUUUCUUAAUGGUCAAAGAGCAGCUACAGUCUGAGAUUGCUAGUUUGUCAGAACAACAUACCCUGACUUGUGCAAAGCUCAACGAAUGGGAAUUAAGGGCCAAAUCAUUGGAGGAAAAGAUAAUGCAGUGUGAAGCAGAGAAGAUGGAGAUGAAACAUUUGCGUGAUGCUGAAGAGAAUGGGUUGCGAGGUCAGAUCAAUGAAUUGAAGGCAGAAGUGGGUGGGAGAGAUGGGCACAUAGAAGCCCUGAAUAAGAAUCUUGACACACUGAAGUUGAAAUAUGACACGGUUAUGACACAAAAAGAUGAGAUGAAUGCAAAGGUAAACACACUGAUGGCGGAAGUAAGUUGGCGAGAGAAGCAGAUUGCUGAAAAAGAGGAGCAUUUAGGGCAGUUACGUGAGGAACAUUUGCAGCUGAUUUCUAUGGCUGAAAGUUCAGGGGAACUAGCUGAUGAAUUGAAACAGAGAGUGGGUGAGCUGGAAAAAGAAGUGGAAUGGCAGAGAAGCAUGAUCCUGGAUGGAGCUGAGAAGAAAAAAGAGGCAAUUCGACAGCUUUGUUUCUCACUGGAGCAUUAUAGGAGUGGUUACAAACAAGUUUGUCGGGCAUUUCUCAAUCUCAAGCAAGCAAAUGCGGUUAUGGCUUAACGAGACACAGGCUAAAGAAUCCUCAAACGCUGAGUGGCAGCAAGGUUGUAAGCAAAAGACAUCCAUGAUUUGUUGAGAAUUACUGUAGUAAUUUUGUAACUCAUUAAUUUACUG